Messenger RNA from Symbiodinium sp. CCMP2456, 1848 nucleotides. The record is from the annotation of a GenBank genome assembly. Lineage: Eukaryota; Dinophyceae; Suessiales; Symbiodiniaceae.
AUGCGAGAGAGGCAGGAUGGCCUGCUUGCUGAGAUCUACGACAAGGUCUGUCAGAUCCAGAUCAAGCCGCUGCAUCUGCGUCCUGAGCCGCGAACCAGCGUACCAAGUUUCGACGAGGAGCGGAGUAUCGCAUCGCUGUACUCGCCAGGAAGCCUGGAGGGCCCACGGGCCGGCGGGCGGGGCCGUGCGAGCACCGAAGGCUCGGUGUCAUCUCCGAUGGACGACUCGGGCAAAGACCACUCGGACGGUAACGGCUUGCAGCCUGAUGAUCGUCAGCUUGCAGAGAAACGAAAGGUGCGAGGCAGCUAUCGGCACUCUUUCGUACGCAAAGCUCAGCUGAAGCACGAGGAAACAGCCGCUGCAGCUUCGCUUCACCUGGCGAGCCUCAAGGCGUACAGCCUAAAUGCAGCACCCGAGACCGGCGCACUACGUGCCCUCGGGCAAGCAGUUGUCACAUCGAGCGUUUUCACAGGAACGAUCACGUUCUUGAUCUUCCUGAAUGUGGUGCUGCUUGGUGUUGAAGUUGAUAUGUCUGCAAACCUGGGGCAGGACCAGGUGCCUUUGUGGUUUGGAACAGUGAAUGCCAUUAUCGUCCUGAUUUUUGUUCUGGAGGUCUUUCUGAAGUGUCUGGCAUAUGGGUUGCACGAAUUCUGGUGCGGUGCUGAUUCCAAAUGGAACAUUUUUGAUAGCUGUAUCAUCGCAGUCUCGGUCGUGGACACGAAUGUAGAUAUUUGGGCCCAAAUGAUGGCCCAUUCCAUGGCGACUUCGACACAUUUGCGCCUGAUGCGCUCGCUGCGGUUGGCACGUGCACUUCGCGGUGUCCGUGUCGUUCGGCUCUUCCGAUAUGUGAGUGCCUUGCGAACCCUGGUGCUCUGCAUCGUCAGCACCAUGGCCUCUCUUGUUUGGACUCUGGUGCUGCUGGUCCUCAUCUUCUACACCUUCGGGGUGAUCCUCACCCAGCUGGUUACGGACCAUUGCCGGGACGCCACUGUCCUCAACAGCGGAGAUCUCAACGCCGUGCCCAGUUGUGAUGCAAGCUUGGCGCGCUACUGGCAAAGUGUGCCCCACAGCAUGCUCACCCUCUUCAUGUCCAUCUCUGGUGGUGUAAGCUGGGAGGACGCGCUGAGGCCCCUCGAGGCCGUCUCGCCGCUGGCCGCGGGGCUGAUGGUCUGCUACAUAGUGCUCACCGUGCUGGCAGUCCUGAACGUGGUCACGGGAGUUUUCUGCAACACCGCGAUUGAGAGCGCACAUGCUGACAAGGACGUCGCUGCUAUCAAGCAGAUCCACAAGCAGGCGGCACAAGUGCAGAGCUUGCAGCAGCUGGGCAAGGAGUUCGAGGAGGCCAUGAGCCAGCAGAAGAUGGCGAGCUUCCUGCAGUCCAUGGGGAUCUCGACGGGGCCAGCGCAAGCGGACAUGGCACGAGACUGCGUUUCGGGCUUCGUGCCGGGCACUUUGCAUAAGAUGCUUCGGCGACUCAAGGCCCGGCUGGAGGAGGACGGCGUCACCACCGAGAUCCAGGCGGCCAUCAAGCAUACGAUCGAGACCAUAGAACCCAGCCGCCAGACGGAAGCGGCUGGGCAGCACCAGGUCGAGGCUGUGGCUUGGCCGGGGGAGGAGUGGACGGUGAAGUUCUUGUGCCAUCGCUGCGGCACGUUGGCUGAUGCUGAGGCCAACAUAAAGGGCAAGUGCAGCCGCCUUGGGGUGCGGCGACCUAUGCGAGCGCGCAGAGGACGGGGCUCGAGCCAAUUGGCCCGCUACAACCUCGAGCGCCUCGGCUACCCGAUCCGGCCUAAGGACUCCGACACCGAGGCGGCGCAGCUUGCGGCGGGACUACGGCAGGGACCAUGA